Messenger RNA from Bursaphelenchus okinawaensis, 1576 nucleotides. Lineage: Eukaryota; Metazoa; Nematoda; Chromadorea; Rhabditida; Aphelenchoididae. The record is from the annotation of a GenBank genome assembly.
AUGGCGUCGAACCGAAAAUGUGCUGAAAAUAAGAUGAGUACCACGCCGACUGAUUCAACAAUUCCGAAUGAUAGUACGAACGUCAAAAAGUCGGCGCCAACGGAUUCGGCACUAUUAAACGUGAAUUCUAGCUCCACUUUCUUGGCAGUCGAUUCGAAGGGUGGGAAGCCGAACACGGAACAGCGAAAAUUGGAGAAAAAGGUACGGUUUUUUGUAGUUUUUAAGUCGAAAAGUUUUGAAAAAAUAAAAAAUUUUAAAUUUUAUGGUCAAAAAGUUUGUAGAAUUUAAUUUUCUUUUUCAAAAUUUUAAUCUUUAGCCAUAUCAUAGCCUAGUUUUUACAAAAUCAACGAAUUUUCAAGCCGCGUCAAAAAGAAUUGGGCGCUUUUGCUAUGUAAAUACACUACGAAUCGUCCAAUUCUUUUGGACGCGCCUCCAUUAAACGAAACAAAUGCUGUUUUCUGGUCAAAAAGUCUAUAGAAAAAUGAAAUUUUUUAAAAAAUCACGUCAUAAAAUACAUAGAAUUUUUAAAAGUUGAAAAUUUGGUAAAAUAUUGUUAUAGCUCAUUACUUUUUGAACAUAACAAAAAAUCAUUUUAGAAACGAAUUUACAAUCGAAGAUGUAAAUUGGCACAACAGGACCCAGAAUUUCGUUGUGUAUGUAUAACAGUUCAUGUAAGUGGGUUUUAGUAUGUUUUUAAGACUGGGCGGGGUAAUUUUUUUAGGGGGGGAGGAGAUGUGGGUUAAAAAUUUUUUUUAAUUGUCAAAAAAUAUUGAAUAUGUUGAAAUUUUUCCAAAAAAAUUAACCCCCCCUCCCCUCCAACAAAAAAAAAUUACCCCGCCCUCAAUCCCGUUCCCAAUAUCUUAUAUAUGGUCUAAAACAAUAUAUUUUAGUCGCUGGUAGCGUUGAUCGCGAUAAUAUGCGUAAUAAUGGCAAUCCCAGGAGCUGUAGAGCGAUAUAUAAGCUAUGCUGACGAUGACGACCGAGAUGCUCGUACUUUAGUGGCAUUCAGCAUUUUUGUAGCCGUAUUAGUGGCAAAUGUGGUAUUGUUCGUUGGGAAUCGUUUCAAGAUCAAAUCGCUUUACUACGUGUAUCUUGUGAUCAUGGUAAGUACCGUAUCUUACUUUACCCUACCGUAACUUACCAUACUCUACUCAACCCUACAUUGCCGUACCCUACCUUACCGUACCCUGCCCUACCUAACUCUACGGUUCCCUACUCUACAUUAUUGUACUACUGUAACUUACCGUUUCAGCUCAUAGCCCUAAUCGUAAUGCUGGUCCUACUGUACUUUUACCUCAAAAUGACGAUAGAUGUUCUCGAAAUGGACCCACGUCGUGUCGGCGAUGAAGAAAUGGUAUGGUAUCAAUAUCGCAAAUCCGUCGAACGUCUGUUAACCUCAUGCAUGUGCUACAUGUUCAUCGUGAUGCAUGCUAUGAUCUUCUACGUGGUGCGACGCGAUUUCCGCUACGUCAGAGAAUAUCCGAAUUGGCAAAACGCGAUGAAAGAACUGACCGCAGAUGAAUCGACAACUAAAUCAAGAUCAAAAUCUAUGCAUUCUAAAAUUUCUCGAGAUUAA